AAUCAGUACUUUACUGAUAAAAUCAGUACGUCUGGCAACCGUACUUUUGAGCCAUUUGAUUUUCUGUAAUUGGCUGCAUAAGUAAUUUCAAGCGACCGGAUAUUUUUAUAUGGACUGCAUUUCUUUAUUCAUUCUGAACGUUUGAAAUAAACAUUUUUGUUUAUUUAUUCUUUAGAAUGUUCUUGAUGAUACGUUGACGUAUACUUCAAAUGCAUUCUGUUUAUUCCGGCUGUAAAAUGGGAUUAUCCGGAAUGUAUAAAGAAACGCAGCCAUGAUAUUGGUUAGGCUUGCUGUGUGCUGUUAGAGUCAUGACACCUCCUUUACAAACAUUUUCAUUUAUGUUAACAGCGCUUGUAAAAAAAUUUUCACUUAAACUUUGCGCUGACAUUUAAUUUUCGAUUUUCAAUUGUGUUGGCGUAUUAUAAUGUUGCUACGGCGAGCAUUUACGACUUGCCAGUUUAGAAGAGCGUUUUGUUUUUCGCAAAAUAUAAUGCGGUCACCUCUAAGCUUUUUUGUCAUGCCAUAUGGUACUAUAUGUGCAAAAACAGACCUUAUCUUUUAACUUAAUCAUUGCUAAUUGAGUCUCUCUUAAACGCCAUAGCUCAGUUACAUAACUUAACCCGCGAUCAAUAAAUGGAAUGAACUGGUUUAAAAUAUUAGUUAAAUAAAAUUGUGACUGAGGAACACACAAAUUAUAUAAAAUGUAUGCAGCAGCAGGAGGGGCAUCGCUGGCGUCACGUCAAGCACGUCAACGACAACGUCAACAAAAACGAAACCAACAAUUACAAGCAAAACUCCAUCCACCAAAAUUAUCUGCGUUAUCGAUUAGCGAACAUGGCGCAUCAACUCCAACUCGCACCCAGUCACGUCAGUUCCACCAGCUGCCGAUCAACUAUCUGCGCACACCACAGACACAAACAAGGAAAUUAAGCGCCAGUUACACGGCACAAUCAAAACUUUUACUGCCUAUUGAUGAAAGUGAUAAUCAGUCAGUGUUGCAGAUGCGCGUACAAUAUGUGCAUUCUCAAAUGCACCAUUCUCAUAGUCAUGCGCAUCCUAUUCAACUACAUCCCUAUCCACAAAAUCAGUCCGCGCAUCAGCAGCAUCACUGCUACGAAGGCACUUCCCGUAACAUAGUUCAUCGACACUCAGGCAGUGGUGCUAGUAGCUUUCAUCAAUCUAAGCUUCCUAAGUCCGCCACAGCGACCUUACCACUCGUCUCACAAAUAGGAGCUACGCCGCCGACGACACCAUGUGGUGCGGCCGAAGGUACAACUACCACCACUACAAAAGUUGGGACGUCAUCUGCCGAUCAAUCUUUCAUUUAUUUAUCCCACCAUGAUGCAAUUAUUGUGACACCGGCCACGCCGAUGGCCUCGCCAGGGCAUGUAGGCAAACCACUACAACAGCAGGAGGAAAAACUAACGGAUACUUUUAUGGAAACCUGUACCACUCAGACUGAAGCUAUUGAAAAUGAUAAUCAUGUUACUGAUCCGUCAAUCGUUCCAUUAGAACGAAAGUGCAGCGUAUAUCGCAUGCGACGAAAUGAACCCCACCGAUAUGAGAACGCGAGCGCUGUUGGCAGUAUGAGCAGCAGCGUUAGACGGCAGCUGAAGGAUCUGCAGUUUAAUCAACAACAACAGUAUGAACCACUCCUCAGCAACGAGUCGCAUCUUUGUUAUAAGGGACUAGCGAAUGGGCGCAAAUUGCAAAUAUGUGCUUACUGCGAGGAGGGCAUUUGCGUAUGUGAACAUAUUGAGAAAUAAAUGGCUAAAGAGCAAGUUCUACUCCAGCUCCUGCAUUAUUGCUGUG
This is a messenger RNA of Rhagoletis pomonella (apple maggot), 1812 nucleotides long. RefSeq lists its product as uncharacterized. The record is from RefSeq and is a predicted model, not a curated record. The transcript has 2 exons. Lineage: Eukaryota; Metazoa; Arthropoda; Insecta; Diptera; Tephritidae. Bases 702 to 1766 code for a protein of 354 amino acids.